AAUUGAAUUUUCAAACUGAUUAGAGAAUUCAUUUCUUGGAGUUGUUAUUUUGCCUAUUGCUGUUUUUUGGAAUCUUUUUCUUUUGGUUUAGCCCUACCUACCCUUUGAGUCGGAAUGGGGGAUAUAAUCUAUAUAUUUUUUAUGUAUCAGGUGUCAUGACUGAUCAUGUGCUAUUGGCAUGGACCAAGAUGGUCGAAGAUCAAGAAAACACUAUGCAUUCAUUAAGAAAUGAUCUUGAUCAAGCAGAAAAAGUGUUAGUAGGUUGGCAAUCUAAGUUGUGCAAGCUGAUUAGGACAGAAAGUCUGCUGAAAGAUGCCAACAAUUUACUGAAUGAUGCCAACAACUUACUGAAUGGCAUCGUUGACAGCCCGGGGGGUUCUGACACCCGGGCACUGGCAAUCCGGGGCGUUUCAGUUUCAGACAGCCACAGUGUGUCACACAUUGACAGCCAGAGUGUUUUAUACAUUGACAGCCACGGCGUGUCACACACGGACAGCCCUGCCGUGUCACACACCGAGGACAGCCCUGCCGUGUCACACACCGAGGACAGCCCUGCCGUGUCACACACCGAGGACAGCCCUGCCGUGUCACACACCGAGGACAGCCCUGCCGUGUCACACACCGAGGACAGCCCUGCCGUGUCACACACCGAGGACAGCCCUGCCGUGUCACACACCGAGGACAGCCCUGCCGUGUCACACACCGAGGACAGCCCUGCCGUGUCACACACCGAGGACAGCCCUGCCGUGUCACACACCGAGGACAUCCCUGCCGUGUCACACACCAAGGACAUCCCUGCCCUGUCACACACCCAUGAUAGCAAGGGGGGUUUUGAACUGUCUCCAUUACCCACCACACCCUCCACACCCGAGUUGUGUGGUAAGGCUGAUGACCUGAAGCAGCGUGAUCAGAAAGUUAAUGAAUGCAUCAUCGAAAUGGAGGCCUCGCUGAAAGUAACAAAGGAAAGAAUAGCAGCUUGGGAAAACGCCGCAAGAAUUUUGAGGCGAGUUAAUAUUUUGGUGCGUCAUGCUUUGGAUGGCGUGAGUAGUACAGUGGACAUGCUCAGAGAUAUAUCACAGCAGGCGGAUGUUAACGCAUAAUUAGGUUGUAUGUACUUUUACCUAGGGCUCUCUAUGUACUUCUCUCUAUACACUAUACAGUCUCUUCUGCUAUGGUUUGAUAUAUUACUGGUUUUCCCUGUCUGGAAGAACUUUUGUUUGGGUAACGUGAGUAGUACAUAUCACAGCAGGCGGGUUUGAACGCAUAAUUCGGUUGUAUGUACUUUUACCUAGGGCUCUCUAUGUACUUCUCUCUAUACACUAUACAGUCUCUUCUGCUACGGUUUUUGAUA
Molecule: messenger RNA, 1351 nt
Organism: Ipomoea nil (Japanese morning glory)
Lineage: Eukaryota; Viridiplantae; Streptophyta; Magnoliopsida; Solanales; Convolvulaceae
Product: putative protein TPRXL
Exons: 2
Coding region: 156-1100 (314 amino acids)
Source: RefSeq, a predicted model, not a curated record